AUGUCCAGUGAUAGAGCAUGCAUGUUAUGUGGUAUAAUCCAAACGACGAAUGAGUUUGGUAGAGAAGGUUGCCCAAACUGUCAAGGUGUCUUUGAACAAGCAGGUGUCUCUGCAAUGGAAUGCACAUCACCAUCUUUUGAAGGUAUGGUCGGGAUGUGUAAACCUACAAAAUCAUGGGUAGCAAAAUGGUUAAGUGUAAACCAAGGUAUUCCAGGUAUAUACGCUAUUAAAGUUGAUGGUAGGUUACCUCCGGAAGUAGUUGAACUAUUGCCACAUUAUAAACCAAGAGACGGAAGUCAGGUUGAAUAG
Maudiozyma saulgeensis is the source of this 309-nucleotide messenger RNA. Lineage: Eukaryota; Fungi; Ascomycota; Saccharomycetes; Saccharomycetales; Saccharomycetaceae. The record is from the annotation of a GenBank genome assembly.